Messenger RNA from Hypomesus transpacificus, 8141 nucleotides. RefSeq names its product retinoic acid-induced protein 1. Gene Ontology annotation, biological process: regulation of transcription by RNA polymerase II; circadian regulation of gene expression. NCBI's taxonomy places the organism in Eukaryota, Metazoa, Chordata, Actinopteri, Osmeriformes, Osmeridae. The record is from RefSeq and is a predicted model, not a curated record. Gene Ontology annotation, cellular component: nucleus.
AUGCAGUCCUUUAGGGAGCGGAGCGGUUUCCAUGGCAACCAGCCCCCCUGCUACCCUCAGCAGGAGCCCCAUGAACUGUCCCGCCUGGAGAGUUACCGCCAACACCCGCCGUCACAGCACCCCCACCCGCACCACCCGCAGCCCCACACCCCCCUCCCGCACCCCCACCCUGGCCCCAGCCCUCACCCAGCCCACGCCUCCAGGCAGGCCUAUGAGAGUCACGCGCUGCCCGCCACUACAGGGAUGCCCCCGGCCGGAGCGGGGGCAGGGCCAGGGACCGGGGCAGCCGGAACAGGGCCUAAGGACUGUUAUAGCCAGCAGGCCUACCCUGGAUACCCAGGCAGUGGUGGGGGUGGAGGUGGACCCAACGCAGGAGUGGCGGGUGGGCCCACGGCUCCCCAGGCCAAGAAGCCCUACAGGGGGAGCAAGGUGGCUCCCCCACCCCCCAACCAGCACCUCCAGGCUGGGGGCUACAGCAAUCACAUGGGCCCUGGGGGUGUAUACACAGCCCAGUAUAUGAGCGAGGGUCACCUCCAACAGAAAUGGGAGGACCCAGACACACUAGCCCAGUACGAGCAGGAGAUGGUGGGCCGUCUGGAGCCGGGGCAGCCUGGCUCGUCCCAGUACCUGGACCAGACCAUGCUUGGUCACUCUCAGAGCCAGUGCCACCUCCCUCCGCAGCCCUCAAACCCAGUGUAUACCAGCCCCCACCACCAGCCCCACCCCCCCAACCCGGCACCCGCUCCCCUGAUGUACCCCCAGAGCCACCUCCACUACCCCCAGCACUCGCCCUCCCCCUCGCCCUCCUCCUCAUACAUGGAGAAGUGCAGCCCCAUGCCUCACUGCUACAAAGGCUACAGCAUGCCUCCCAACUCCCAGUACGCCAGGCAGAUGGGGGGGCAUGGCGGUCUCAAACAGGGGGGUUACAGGCCCCAGAACAGCUAUAGCUACCAGCAACCCCCUUCCCGGGGUGGCUACGACCCCCAGCCGCCCUUACAGGGCAUGCCCCCAAGCCAGGACGGCCACCCCAAAUACCAACUCUACAGCCAGCCCCAGCAGAACUACUGUUUGUCUGAACUGUCAGUCCGAUCUCCUGAGCAGUACUACCAGACCUGCAGUCCCUCCUCCAGCCACUCCCCUGCCCGCUCCGUGGGCCGAUCCCCCUCCUACAGCUCCACCCCCUCCCCACUGAUGACCAAUCCUGAGUCCUUCCAGUACGGCCAGCCACCCAUGACUCCUGGGGCCGCCUCCUCCUCCUCUUCCUCCUCAGCGGGCCUGCAGGAACAGGGCAUGCUGCUGCCCCCGCGCUCGCACCCCUCGCCCAACCUUCCCCACCCAGCCCCCCACAGCUACAGCGCCCCGACUCCACCCUCUUCCGCCUCCUCUUCGGCCUCCAUGAAGGAGCGCUUCUCCGAGAAGCUGCUGUCCAACCCCAGCCUGUGGAGCCUGAACGCCCUCACCUCUCAGGUGGAGAACAUCUCCAACAACGUGCAGCAGCUGCUCCUCUCCGAGGCCCUGGUGGCCAACAAGAAGGGAGGCAAGCGGAGCAGCGGAGGGAGUAGCGGCAGCUCCAGCGGAGGUUCCUCCAAGAAGGGAGAGGAGUACAAGAGCCCUCCCUGCUUGGACACACAGCACGGGGGUGGGCACGGAGGCCCCAUGCCAGAUCCCUACAGCACCCCCCAGCACCAGCAGGUGCCGAUGGAGCUCCAGGAAGGAGGCUACUCCAGCAGCUCCGAUGACCAGCUCGACCGGGGCUACUACUACUGUGGCCAGGGAAGGAGUCCAGCUCAGGCCUCCAACAACACCCACCUGGGCUUGGACACCGCCUCGUCCUGCUCCAUGACCUCCCCAGAUGACAUGUCUACAAGGUCAGGGGACUCCGGUCUCCAUGGGGGGGUCUCCAGAGACAACUUGACGCCUGACCCCAGGUCCCAGGGGGGUCAUGGAGGGGAUGGAAUGAGCACCCCGGUAAAGAGCGUCGGGGACGAGAGAUCCCCAGCCAGUGUGACCGUCCCCAGCCCCUUGAAACAAGAACGCGACUCCCCUCCAGACAUUCAGAGACUGGGAGAGCCCCUGAAAGAGAACUUUGAGGAGUCGGCCUGGACAGAGAAGAUGGCAGACGAGGAGGAAAGUGAGAGCGUGAAAAAGACUCCAGACGAGGAGCGUGACUGCCGAAGUAUGGAAGCGGCCAACGUGACACAGAAGUUAGAGAAGUGGCCGGAGGACGAGAAGGGCCCGGCGCUCUAUAACAAGAUCAACCAAGCUGUGACAGAGAAGAGCUACUGCUACCAGGAGAGCGCCUACCCAGGCCUCCAGAACAAAUAUGAGCCAGAUGAAGGAGACUCUGUGGGAAAGUCUCCAGGCCUCUCCGACUCAAGCCGCAAGGGAGACCUGACGGCUGAGAUGAAAUCGGAGGCGUUCAAAUCGGAGUCCCCCACCGAUUCCGAGAGCUCGGUGAAAACCUCCCCUUUUCUUAGCAGAGGUGACCUUGACCAGGAUCAAUAUUUAACAGAGAAAGAGGACAGCUCCGAGAACGCCUCUCCAACCCCCCAGGGUGACGCUUCAGAUGAGUCCGUCUCAGAAAAGAGAGAGAGCCGAGGAGAAGAGGAGGAAGAGGAGGAGGAGGAGGAAGUGGAUGCACAGCAGCGGCCUCCUCUGCCUCCGAAACCCCCAGCAGAGGUGAGGGAGGAGAGUGAGAGCCUCCUGUCAUCGACAGACGAGGGCAUGAAUAAUAGAAUCGGGCCAGGGGAGUCUACCGGAGAGUUCUGCAGCAGAACACAGGGCCAGAGUGUUGAGUCUCAUACUAACACAGACCCUGCAGAGACUGCCGCCCACCCAAAUGCAGCAGCAACAGAUGCAGCAGCACCCUCAGAGAGGAGGUCAGCCAUGGGGGACAGUGUACCUCAGUCUCAAUCUGCCAUGCCGGUUUUCUCAGCUCUCAACGACACAACAACUCCCAGUGCUCAGUCCAGGGAACACAUCGACCGUAGCGAUGCGAAGGUUCUGGAACCCGAUUCCCCCCAGCUACCAGGCAAGUCCAUACUGCACUCAGCGCCCUCCUGGGCAGACACCCCGCCCUCCCCGAAGAAGGGCGACGAGGACAUGGAGCCGGGCAUCAGCUGCCCUAGCGCCGUCACCCCCUCAGCCAAGCCUGAGCCCCUGGCCCCAUCUGCACAGCCCCGGGCCUACGGACGCAAGCACGCUCGGGGCAGGAGGAGACUCAUGCACUCAGGUGUGGGCAUCAGGGGACAGCUGAGCCUGGGGAGGGAGGGGGAGGGAGCUCCGUCACCCCCUCAGAAACCCUGCAUGGCCUCCAGCAAGAGUGCCCUCUUUUCCGACCAGAUGGACUCAGCUCACCAGGAUGCCAUCAUCACAAGUGAGACAUCCACGCUGCUGGCUGAGGGCUUCCGCUCGAGGAUGUGCACCCGUUCAUUCAACGCACAGGACGUGUCUCCCAAGGAUCAUACACACAUCAAGCGGAAACCAGGGCCAAAACCAGGUCCAAAACCGGGUUCAAAGCCAGGGCCAAAACCGGGUUCAAAGCCAGGGCCAAAGGUAGGAUUAAAGCCUGGACCUAAACCAGGACCUAAACCUGGUUUAAAGUCUGGAACUAAACCAGGACCUAAACCUGGUCCAAAACCUGGACUCAAACCAGGACCAAAAACAGGGUCAAAACCAGGACCAAAAACAGGGUCAAAACCAGGACCAAAACCGGGACCUAAACAAGGCCUAAAGCUGGUUGAGGAUGUUCUAGUUUCUGAUGUGAUCCCCCCUAAGGCCCCAGUGGGUCGUCCCAGGGGCUCAGCUUCAAAGUUGAAGGUGAUUCAGCAGGAAGGUCCCAUUCAACCUCUGACAGGUGGAUCAGGGAGAGGCAAGAAGGGUCUGAUUAUUAAUGUCCAACAGGCAGAAGAGAACCAGGAUGUGAAACCCACGGGCAAGGACAGUAAGAACAUGGUCCUCAGAUCCCGAAAACCUUCCCGGGAUCAACCUUCCAAGGAGAAAGAAAAGGAGCAAGAAGAGGACGUUCUGCCCCCAACCCUGAUCGAGUUAAAACAGGCCAGCAUUUGUCUAAAAGCUAAUGAGCAUGCAAAUGUAGAUCAAAACCUUGCUGUUGUUCCUAAUGAGACAGAUAUCAGCCUAUCCCUACCUGACAGACCAGAAGAUAAAACCUUACUUCCUCUAAAGAGAAAGGCCAGCCCGGAGCCUCCUCUGGCACCACUGAAGAAGAAAAGAGGUCCCAAACCCAAACCCAAACCCAAAAGCCCACAGCCCUCCGAGGGCCCCCUGCAAACCAACCGUUCUCCAACCAAAUCCAAGGAGUCAGGGGCCCGGGGCCCUAAGAAGAAGCAAAAGCCCAGCCAGCAGCUCCAAACCUCUCUGUUGUCUAAAGAUAGCCCUCUUCCAGGGGGAGACAGUGCUACCACCGUAGACAUACCUGCCACGCCAACUCAGUGUCUCACCAAAACGAAGUAUCUGCCACCACGCAAAGGUCGGGGACAGAAAUAUGAGGCUAUGGUUCAGAAAAACACAUCCCCUGGGUCAAAGAAACACCAGCCGACUCCCCAGCCUCCAGAGAAUGUUCUGGUAGAAGAGAUGACGUCAAAGACUGUGCCUCAACAUGUCUGCGCUGACAAUGAGAGUUUGGUGUGUGAGAACAGGCCUGGGGUGGUACCGAGGGAAGUAAGACCGGAUGAAGUUAGACAGGAGGGGGUGAGAGAAGAGGGCGAGAGACAGUAUGUCUGGCAUAGUAAAGAGAAAAAGGGUAAAAUCGUGAUGGAGACAGAGGUGAGACGGGACGAGAUGAGACAAGAGGAGGUGAAACCAGAAGGGGUGAGACAAGAAGGUGUGAGACUCCAAGAAGAAGGGGGUAGGCAGGAAGAGCUGAAACCAGAGGGAGCGAGACUGGGGGAGAGUAGAACAGAGGGGGUUAGACAAGAGGAGGUGAGAGACGGGGACUCAGCGGGGGUGCCAGACGGAUCCGGCGCCAAGCCCACCAGAACGAAGCGCAGGAAAUGGGCCCUGGUGGAGAGCACAGACGCCACGGUCGUCGCCAUGGAGACGGGGAGCCUGAUUAUCAACACGCCACGUCUGGCCAAGCAGAGAGCCAUCAAGAACAACCACGAGAUGCAUCUGAAGCAGAAGAGGAAGAAAAGGAAAGGACAGUCGACCAAGGAUGAGCAAGCCCAGGCGAAGACAGAACUGGAAACAGACGCUGAGACGGCCGCACCUGCCGAGGCCUCCCUCUCGGUCUGCCCGGGUGACAUCGCGCACCCCUCCCAGGUCGUCACCACGGAAGCGAGCGUGGCACAGCCCAAGAGAGGGAGAAAACCCACGUCCUCUUCUUCCGGCAAUGCCGUCGCGCCUUCCAAAAAGAAACGGGGCAGAGCCGCUUCCGAGCAGACAGGCAAACCGGGAAAGGUCCACAAAAAACCUGGGCCCAAGCCAGGAAUGAAAGACGCCAUGGACGUCAUCGAGGCAGUGGUGAGGGCGGCAGGUACCGAACAGACGCUCAAAGAGGAACGGAUGAAACAAGCGGCCUCCACCGUUUUUGAGGAGGUGGACCAGGAGUCACCUGUGGUACAAGUGUCAAGCAGUCCAGCCCAAAACAAGCUCAUGUCCUCCUUCUGUCCUUAUGUGCGAAUAGACAGUUCAAGUACGUUUUCUGCCCUCUGUACCAUAGUCAACAGACCAGAGGAGGAGGAGAUUCACCAGCAUACAAAAACCAGCCCGGCUCGAAUUAAAACCCCGGCCACGCUUGAUGCCAAGGCAAUACAGCGUACCUCAGCUAUGCUCCAAGGACCCUUAGUUAACAGGACCUUAAUUGACAGGUGUCUCACGUGCUGCCUGUGCGGAAAGCCGGCAAAUUACAGGGAACUUGGGGACUUGUGUGGACCCUACUACCCUGAGGAUAGCAUUCCCCGGAAAACCUUGUCUGCCAGACACAUAAACCCUCCGAGGGAAAACACAGAAAAGACGACCAGUGCAACUGUCAGUGCUGACCCUGUGAACGAGCCCACCACAAGCGCCCCCAAAAGGGAGACGGAAGCAGAUAGCGAGAUGGGCAUGGUUGAGGGCAGCAAGGAGCCGGCGCCCGUCGUAGAGAUCAGCAGUGAUGGGCAUCAUCACCGCCACCACCCUUGGCGCCCCAGGCGGGCAGAGAGGGGGGAGCGGGCACCGGGGUUGGGUGGUCCUCGCCGCCUCACCUUGAGGGAGAGGUUUAGGAGGAUGCAGCAGCUGCAGGACAGGCUGCAUGGAGAUGGAACAGCACCUCCCAUUGGCCUGGAGGGAAAUGGCAACAGCUUGCUCCAAAGGCUGCAAGGAGAGGCUGAGGCAAAGGAACACUGGGCCCAUGAGAACUGUACCAUCUGGACCAAUGGGGUGAUCAUGGUGGCAGGGAGACUCUUCGGCCUGAAGGAGGCUGCCAGCACCUCAGCAGAGACGAGCUGCUCCAAGUGCCAGGGUGUGGGCGCGUCCAUCAGCUGCUGCCUGAAAGGCUGCCCUCACAAAUACCACUAUGUCUGCGCCAAAGAGAUAGGUUGCACGUUCCAGGAGGAGGACUUUUCCCUGACAUGUCCCAAACAUGAGGCUGUGUAAAACAGAGCAGUGUCCCACCCAUCCCAUCACCUAUGCAGGAAGACAGAAGACAGAAGACAGAGAAACCAGACCCUGCCCCCAGACACUACACCUGAAGCCGAUAGCUCACAAUGGACAGAUGCAUCGGCCAAUCGGGUGGGGGUUUCUCUGAGGGGCCUCGACGGCAGCAAUGCGGACACUGGAGCAGGCCCCUCAGUGUUGCCCCUGGCAACCCUUUAUCUCACACCCCCUUUGCUGAAAGGCCGCAGCGCUCAAUAGGAGGAUGGACUGCGUUAAGAGACCCUUGCUCCAGGGACAGUGUGUGUGUGGGGGGGAGGGUUGGUGAGGGCUGUUUGAGAUUCGGAGUGCGUUGUUCCGCCUUUGGAAGGGUCGCUAUCAUAUUCGGACACCUGGUGGCUGCUGAUUGGCCAGCAGCCUCCCUCUGGCCACCUUGUCAGAUGGCCAAGAGUUCCAGAUUGUGGUGAGGGUGUGUGUGUGUGUGUGUGUAUGUCACAUCCAUGGAGAUAGAACUGUUCUUUGAUGGUCUCAUCAAUGUGUUUGUCUGUAUGAGGGUGCACAUUCUGGAUUGACGAUGUCAUGCCUCGAAGCAGCCACCACACUGGAUGUAACUUAAUGUGCGCAUACGUGUUGAAAAAAGUUACAAAUAUGUACAUGACGUGCUUUACAGGUUCUAAAUAUUCUGAUAUUGAGAGAGAAAAAAAACAAGCAGUAUUUUAAUAUAAUGCUCGUAUCCUCCAAGGUGUAUUUUGAUGUGCAUUUACGGCUAUGCGACACCAUUGAGUCAACGUUGGUACAUGUCCGGCUUUGUGUUCUUAAAAAAGAAAAAAAAAAAAAAAAUCUAAAAACAAGAAACUCUUCAAAAGUGUCACCCACUUUAGCCGUGCACGCAUCCAGUAUGUACACUAGACGCCAAGUCACCCAAAUGUCAAACGGUCGAGCGAAAGGGGCUCCAUACAUCUCAUAUCACCUCAUUGCUGUACAAUUCAGACGUAUCUCUGUUCAUCUUCAUCAUCCUCACCACACACGAGGCCUAGCACUUUUCACUGGCAUUACAUCCAACACUUAAGGUCCUCCGCACCUGCUGUGUAGCUGUCCUCGCUCUCUCACUCUCUCUCUAUGGGACACAGAUGUAGCCUCUCUCUCUCUGUCAUGCUAUUCACAUUUACCCGCUAGGGGGCGCUACAGUCAUAUCAACAGGAUACAUUCAGUAUUAGAGCAAAAAAGAAAGCGCUGAAAAAUCACUUCUUCUUCUUUCAGUAUUCGAUUCUAAAGCUCCUAUUAUUUAAUGGUGUAUAUAAGUAUUUGACGCUGUUUAAAUGUAAGAUGUGAUGUACUAAUAUAAUUGUGUAUAGUAUUUCCUAGAGAUGUUUAUUUUCUAUAAAAUGAAUAUGUUAUUGCUUAUAAAAUGUUAUUAAAAGAAUCCAUUGAGAAAAAACAAACAAAAAAAAACUAAGGACCUUUUUGGAAUGUCACUCGUUUUAAGUUGAAGCAUGCCGUUUUGAUUUUUUCAUGUGAUUUGAUUUCAUGUUUGAGAUCGAUGACAGCAU